CUAGUAUAGUAAUAUUUAAGUCUAAAAAGUUAAUAUUUAUUAUCUUAAAUAGGGUCGGCCUCUUAAAUGUAAAGCAAACAUAGUUCUGAUUGCACUAUAAAAAGUUAAACGAAUAAAUAUUUGUCAAUAAAAUCAAUCGCGAAUAGUAAUCGAUUUUUGAAGAAAUUUCAAUACUUAUAAAUUGGCUUGUACAAACAUUCAUUGUUUUUUAUAUGACCUUAUUGCAUAAUACACCUAUGAAGUAUCUAUACUAUCUAUCUGAAAGUGCACGCGUUAAAUGUUGUUAAAUUACAACGUAUAUAAAAAUUGUAAAGGGGACAAUUUGAUUGAUAUCAUUAAAGAUAAAUCAAACCAACGAAGCAAAUCGUCAUACUAAACAAUUUUAUUAGGAAUAAUUUUUUCGCCUUGUUAAUUUUUUAUAACUGAGGUAAAUGCGCAGUUUUUAUUGUCACUCAUUGUCAGCUUUUAUUCUAAAAGAAAAAUAUUUCUACAGUGAUGGGGGAAUAUUAAUAGUAAGAGAAAAUUAUUAUAUUAUUGUUAUUGUCAUUUCUAAGCGCGAUCCAUAUGAUUUUAUGAGAGAGCAGUUGAAAUAUAAAAAUUAAAUAAACAUGGUGCAAGUUUUAUGCAAAUCAACUUUAAUUUUAUUGAUAAUUACAUGCAACACAUCUGCCCAGUUAAUAAGACCUUUAAAUGUUUAUAAAAACAUUAUAGAAGGAAUACAUUUAUAUUUUAACAAUACAUGCAUUAUUUUAUUACACACUAUCCAACAUCCAAUGGAAACACAAGCUUUACACGAAGCUGGUUAUCUAAAAGAUCUUCAACUUUAUCUCAGUCAACUUUACAUACGUACAGCUACAAUGAAUCUACAUACAUUAAAAACUGAUAUAGGAAUUGGUUACUUCAAUUUGAAACGGCCUCUUUUUGUUCUGUUGAAUGAUUCUGAUGAACUCAAGAUUGAAUUUGCUCAUGAAAUUUCACCUUGGAUAUCAAUGGCUUAUCCCACUUGGAUAAUUUUCUUUCGAGAAAAUACAACAAUUGAUUUUUUUUUUAAAAACAUCUAUAUACCUUUUGACUGCAUAUUUUUGGUAGUUGAAAAAAAAGGUGAUAGUGAUAAUGAAGCAACAUUAUCAGAAAUUUAUCAAAUCGAUAAAGAAAGAGAAUUGAGAAUAUCUGUCUUUGGAUAUUGGAAUUUGCAAUUUGGAGUGACAACACCAAACCUCGGGUUGUACCAACGAAGGGGUGAUUUAUUCGGACAUAAUAUUCGUGUGUCGUCAAUUGAGGAUCCUCCUGUAUCUUUGAUUAUUCGUAAUCAGUUUGGACAAAUGGUAGGAUUAAAUGGAUUUUUUGGAAAAGUUGUUUCUCUUUUGGAACAUGGUAUGAAUUGCACAUUUACCUAUAAAGAAGCUCACAAUUGGGGACUACGCAUGAACAAUGGAUCUUGGAUAGGUGCAAUUGGAAUGUUAACAAGAAAUGAAGUUGAUUUAAUAGCAGCUGAAUUAAUGAUGGCCACAGAUAGACUAGAGGACGUUGAGUAUACAACUCCUGUAUAUACAACAAAGUGUCGAACUUAUAUAAAGAGACCUUCCUUUACUGUUGUUAAAUGGAAGGCCUAUACAGCUCCAUUUCAAUCUGGUAUUUGGUAUUCACUUGGAAUUCUCAUUAUAGUUUCAAGUGCUUCGAUUUCCUUUGUGAAAGCCGUUACAAAAAAUAAAAUUGAUAAACAAAUGAAGAAUCGAUUAACAUUUUCGGAGACAACAUUCCUUGUUUUUGGAGCUUUCUGUAGUCAAGGAAUGGACCCCAGCGCAUUGGAUACAGUGAUGAUUAUACAAUUAGUUGUUCAUGUGACAGCUGUUGUUAUUCUUGCCGCUUAUUCUGCUGCAUUAAUUAGUUUCUUAGCAGUAAAAGUUUUUAUAAUGCCAUUUACCACAAUGGAAGGACUAUUAAAAGAUGGAACAUACAAAUUUGGAGUCAUUGCUAAUUCAGCUGAUUUUAGCUUUUUUCAAAACACAUCAGAUAAGAUUCUCCAAGUAAUGUUUGAAGAAAUACUUGAUCAUGACGAAUUACCACCUAAUUAUUAUGAGGGUUUAAAAAAAGUUUGUGAAGAAGAAAAUUAUGCUUUCAUGGCAAUGGAUAAUAUGGUUGCUGUUUUGCAACCAAAAGUAAAUUGUAUCCUUGAACCUUUGGAUGUCAUGAUGCAAACAACUAUUGGAAUGGCUGUUCGAAAAUGGAGCCCAUACAAAGGAAUAAUUAACAGCAAUCUUCUCAUGAUGAGGGACAGUGGAAUUCUUCAGCGAUUAUUUAGUAUCGAAUGGGUUGUGCAACCUGCAAAGAAUAAAGAUGGUUGGACUUCAGUAGAAAUGAUUGAUAUUCUACCUUUAAUUUUAUUAUUAGGAGGUGGAUUAUUUUUAGCAGGUUUAUUAUUAUCCGUUGAAAAAACUGUCAGUAAUAAUUUACACUACUUUGAAAAAGAUAAAAAAAGUCACAAGAUACAAAUUGAUAAGUCCAAUUAAGAUUUUUCUCGUCGUAUAAUAUUAUUAUCGUCGUAUUUUAGUGUGUAGUAUUUCUGAUUGUUAUAUAUGUCUAAUCGCAUUUAGAUAAAUGUUUAUUUCUCUGCACUUAUUAAAUUUUUUUCAUGUUGAAUUAUUAUUUCUAAAAGGAAU
Molecule: messenger RNA, 2660 nt
Organism: Leptopilina boulardi
Lineage: Eukaryota; Metazoa; Arthropoda; Insecta; Hymenoptera; Figitidae
Product: glutamate receptor U1-like
Exons: 11
Coding region: 609-2510 (633 amino acids)
Cellular component (GO): membrane
Molecular function (GO): glutamate-gated receptor activity
Source: RefSeq, a predicted model, not a curated record